AAAUAGUAGUAUAUAUAUAAAAAAUAUAACAGAAGUGUCCAGAGGUUGAAGACGACGAAAAGGAGGAGCACUAACAAUAGCGUCACAGUCACAGCACACACAUCUGCAAUUGGAUCCGCCACAAAUUGAAGAGCAUAAAUGGUGCCGAACACGCAAGUUUAGAGAUCUGAACAUUAAUCACAAUCACCAUCACGGUUCAUGCUUUUGUGAUUGCGUUCAUUCUCACCAAUGGACAAGUCAAGCGCUCUGGAGUACAUCAACCAGAUGUUCCCCAACGAGGCGUCUCUAUCCGGCGUGGAGCCGCUGAUGCAGAAAAUCCAGAACGAGAUUCGCACCGUCGAUGCCGGAAUUCUCGCCGCCGUUCGCCAGCAGAGCAACUCAGGAACUAAGGCGAAGGAGGAUCUCGCUGCUGCCACACGUGCCGUCGAGGAACUUAUGUAUAAGAUCCGAGAGAUAAAAACUAAAGCUGUGCAGAGUGAAACAAUGGUUCAAGAAAUAUGCCGUGACAUUAAGAAACUGGACUUUGCCAAGAAGCAUAUAACUACCACAAUUACUGCACUUCACCGGCUUACAAUGCUUGUCUCUGCUGUUGAACAACUUCAAGUCAUGGCUUCAAAACGUCAAUAUAAAGAGGCAGCUGCGCAGCUGGAGGCAGUGAACCAGUUAUGUAGUCACUUUGAGGCCUAUAGGGAUAUUCCAAAGAUCGUAGAACUAAGAGACAAGUUUAAAAAUAUCAAACAAAUACUCAAGUCACAUGUGUUUUCUGAUUUUUCUAGCUUAGGUACUGGAAAGGAGACAGAAGAAACUAAUUUGCUACAGCAGUUGUCUGAUGCCUGCCUGGUUGUUGAUGCAUUAGAGCCUUCUGUAAGGGAAGAAUUGGUAAAUAAUUUCUGCAAUAGGGAGCUUACAUCGUAUGAGCAAAUUUUUGAAGGAGCUGAACUUGCAAAGUUGGAUAAAACUGAACGAAGAUAUGCAUGGAUUAAGCGCCGAAUGAGAUCAAAUGAAGAAAUUUGGAAAAUCUUUCCUUCUUCAUGGCAUGUUUCUUAUCGUCUCUGUAUCCUAUUUUGCAAGAAGACAAGGAAACAACUAGAGGACAUUCUUGGUAAUCUAAAGGAAAAGCCAGAUGUUGGGACCUUGUUAUUGGCUUUACAAAGAACUUUAGAGUUUGAGGAUGAAUUAGCUGAGAAAUUUGGGGGAGGCACUCAAAACAGAGAGAUUGGAAAUGAGAUUGAAGAAAUAGGUAAAGGGACUAAUUCUAGUAGUAGUGCCAUGGAUAUCCGGAAGAAGUAUGAAAAAAAGCUUGCUGCACAUCAAGGAGGUGACAGUGAAGAAAAAGAUGGAAGUAAAGAUUUGGCCGUGCCUGGAGCUGGGUUCAACUUCCGUGGAAUUGUUUCAUCUUGCUUUGAACCUCACUUAACAGUAUAUGUAGAAUUGGAAGAGAAGACACUGAUGGAAAGUCUGGAGAAACUUGUUCAGGAAGAGACAUGGGAUAUUGAGGAGGGAAGUCAGAGUAAUGUUUUAUCCAGUAGCAUGCAGUUGUUUCUUAUAAUCAAGAGAAGCUUGAAGAGAUGCAGUGCUUUAACAAAGAACCAGACACUUUACAAUUUGUUGAAGGUUUUCCAAAGAGUUCUUAAAGCAUAUGCUACAAAGCUCUUUGCUAGACUCCCAAAGGGGGGCACUGGAAUUGUUGCUGCAGCCACAGGCAUGGAUGGACAAAUAAAGACAUCUGAUAGGGAUGAAAGAGUGAUCUGUUACAUUGUAAAUUCAGCUGAAUAUUGCCACAAAACGGCUGGUGAACUGGCUGAAAGUGUUUCUAAAAUAAUUGACCCUCAAUAUUCAGAUGGGGUGGAUAUGUCUGAAGUGCAGGAUGAAUUCUCGGCCGUUAUAACAAAAUCAUUGGUGACCUUAGUGCAUGGCCUGGAAACUAAAUUUGACAUGGAAAUGGCUGCAAUGACCCGUGUCCCUUGGGGUACUCUUGAGAGUGUUGGUGAUCAAUCAGAGUAUGUUAAUGCCAUAAAUUUGAUCCUGACCAUUAGCAUUCCUGCACUUGGAAGUCUUCUUUCACCUGUCUACUUUCAGUUCUUUCUGGAUAAGCUUGCAUCAUCUCUUGGUCCACGCUUUUAUUCUAACAUUUUCAAAUGCAAGCAAAUAUCAGAAACUGGAGCUCAACAGAUGCUAUUAGAUACCCAAGCUGUAAAGACGAUUCUUCUUGAAGUUCCUUCCCUUGGUAGACAGACAUCAGGUGCUGCUAGUUAUUCCAAGUUUGUAAGCCGCGAGAUGAGCAAAGCCGAGGCCCUUUUAAAGGUUAUACUUUCUCCAGUUGAUUCUGUAGCAGAUACUUACCGUGCAUUGCUACCUGAGGGUACACCCAUGGAAUUUCAACGAAUCCUGGAGCUUAAGGGUCUGAAAAAAGCUGACCAACAAAGCAUUCUUGAUGACUUCAACAAACAUGGGCCUGGAAUUAAGCAAACUCAGAUUGCACCUUCAAUUGUGCCAGCAGCUGCUCCAGUAGCUCCUGUGGUACCUAGCCCCUCUGCUAUUGGACUCAUAGCGUCGCGAGAGGAUGUUCUUACUAGGGCUGCUGCACUUGGACGAGGAGCUGCCACCACUGGGUUCAAGCGGUUCCUAGCUCUAACUGAAGCCGCCAAAGACAGGAAAGAUGGGCCUUUCAGGAAGCUCUUUAAUCCAUAAUGACGAGAGUGCUACAACCCCAAUUUUUUGGCCAGAGCGCAUGAGCUUUUAGUUUUCUGUUUCUUUUUGCUUUUCUUCUCUUUGAUUCUUUAUGUAAGUUUAGUAUCGUGUUAAUCUGAUUUCACUCAAUCAACUGAAAGCUGUUAAUGAAGAGAUCUAUCUACAAAUUUGCAUAAUUCUUUCUGUAGCUCAUAAGGGAUUCUUCUUGUCUGUUGCUCA
Glycine soja is the source of this 2910-nucleotide messenger RNA. RefSeq names its product vacuolar protein sorting-associated protein 53 A-like. Lineage: Eukaryota; Viridiplantae; Streptophyta; Magnoliopsida; Fabales; Fabaceae. Bases 229 to 2691 code for a protein of 820 amino acids. Gene Ontology annotation, cellular component: GARP complex. Gene Ontology annotation, biological process: retrograde transport, endosome to Golgi. The transcript has 24 exons. The record is from RefSeq and is a predicted model, not a curated record.